Argiope bruennichi is the source of this 8002-nucleotide messenger RNA. Its product is annotated as serine/threonine-protein kinase dst1-like. The transcript is spliced from 10 exons. Lineage: Eukaryota; Metazoa; Arthropoda; Arachnida; Araneae; Araneidae. Gene Ontology annotation, biological process: cellular response to growth factor stimulus; protein phosphorylation; BMP signaling pathway. The coding region runs from base 804 to 3860 and encodes 1018 amino acids. Gene Ontology annotation, molecular function: ATP binding; transforming growth factor beta receptor activity. Gene Ontology annotation, cellular component: plasma membrane; signaling receptor complex. The record is from RefSeq and is a predicted model, not a curated record.
CCGACCGUUCAGGCGAGCUUCACUGGGCGUCUUUUGCAAACCUGCUGAGAGGAGAGAGUUGUGUUAGUGUAUCGCAUGGUGUGAGUACACUGCUCCGAUGUUUGGCUUCGGAAAUUAUCUAACAACCACAAUGUCGCUGAAUGUUUGCAUAUAUACUAGUGUUCUCACAUCGAAGCAUCCAUUGUACUUAAUCGGUUGAUGUUAAUCGUUUACGAUAACUAAACGUUUUUGUGCGAAGAUAUAACAAUUUGAAGCAAGUUUUAUUUUGAUGCGGCGAGUUAGUAUCCGCAGUUUAAGCGACUAGUUUUCCAAAACACAACUUGUCAGCUGAAAGGAUACAUAUUCAGACCUUUGCUUUCUGUCUUAAUCUCUUGGACUUUUGGUUUCUGCAUUUAGAGAAAAUGUAUUGGACAGAUGUAGUAGAUGUAUUUGACUGUGACUAUUCUGCCGAUGUUAACUAUCGAUCUGCCGUAGUCUAGUGCUUCAGAUUUUCUCCGCGCAACCUUUUAACUUCUAACAAGUAGUUAGGCUUAACAUGUUUAUAAAACUAGUUCUCCUGUAUUACUAGUUAGCACAACCAAAUCAACUUGUGCUGAGUGAUCUCCUGUUUAUUAACAAUAUUAAUUAUAAAUACUAGCUAUUCUUACACGAAUUCAUGGUACUGCAAUCUCCAAAUCGCUGAGAUUGGACAAUUUUUAAUCCUUUCACUUAAUAUGUAUCCUUCCUGUUUCUAAUUUACUUUUGAACUGUGCAUCAUAAACUGGAUUGUGGAUCAAAAGAAAACAUUUUGAAAUCAAGUUAACAUGAAAGAAAAAAUCAUGUAUUUGUCGCUGUGGAUGCUAGUUCUGCUUUGCCUUUCUGUGGCAACUAUAGAAUCUCAUGAUGAAAGCCAUCCUCUUUGUUUUUAUCUGAAAACUCCUAUAAUUAAACAAAUUAAUGUAACAGUUGGAAGCUUGCUAGAUGGUAAUACCACAGAAAGAUGUUCAAAGCCUACAGAUUCAUGCUACAUAUUAUGGCAGGAAGAUCCCAAAAAUAAAAGCAUAACAAUUAUAAGCCAAGGUUGUUGGAAUGAUGCAAACCAGAAAUGCCAACAAAGUGAAUGUAUUCCUAGUAGAUCAACAAAAGCUUUAGAUAACACUCAUUUUUGCUGCUGUGAAGGGAAUUUCUGUAACACUAAUAUUACUGAUGCCAAAGUUGCUCCAGAAUAUGCUGCAGAUGAUCCUGCUCAGCAGUUUCUUGGACAGAUGCCUCCUUACAUGCCCUACAUCAUUGUACUUGUUGUUAUUGUGGGAGUUGCAGUUUUUGUUGCAUUAGUUUAUUUCAUUUACCGAAACCAUUGCACAGUACCAAAAAGAAGUAAUGAAUCACUUCACUUGAUGGAAGCUCCACCACCUUCUGCUGCAGAAAUUGAUCUUGAUACUUUGAAACUUCAAGAAGUUGUUGCUAGGGGACGUUAUGGAGCUGUAUACCGGGGUAAUGCAGGGGAUCAAAUAUUAGCAGUGAAAAAAUAUGGCUUUCAUGACCAACAACAUUUUUUCAAUGAAAGAGCCAUAUAUACCCUCCCCCACAUGGUUCACGACAACUUACCAAGAUUCUAUGGCACCAAAGAAAUAAUGGGUGAGAAUGGAAGACCUGAGUACAUGCUUGUUCUAUCAUUUGCUCCAGCUGGAUGUUUGCAGGAUUAUUUGCGUGAUAACACAGUGGACUGGAGUUCUCUUUGCAAAAUUAUCUUGUCUGUGUCACGUGGCUUAGCAUAUUUGCAUUCUGAGUUCAAGAAAGGAGAUAAAUGCAAACCUUGCAUUGUUCAUCGGGACGUGUCAUCUCGCAAUGUUCUUAUGAAAGAUGAUGGGCAAUGUAUGUUGUGUGACUUUGGAUUUGCAAUUCAGAUAUCAGGUUCCACAUAUGUUUUAAAUGGUGAAGAAGUAAAAGCAGAAGAAACAUCAUUAGCUGAGGUUGGAACAUUAAGAUACAUGGCUCCAGAGAUACUAGAAGGUGCUGUAAAUCUUCGAGAUUGUGAAUCUUCAUUAAAGCAAACUGAUGUCUAUGCAUUAGGUUUGAUAAUGUGGGAAGUUUCUAGUCGUUGUGCUGAUUUAUACCAAGGUUUGGAUGUUCCACCCUAUAGACAACCAUAUGAAGCUGAGAUUGGCAUUGAACCUACCAUGGAACAAAUGCAAACACUUGUUGUCAAACACAAAUCUCGACCUCUUUUCCCAGAUAUUUGGAAAACUUCUAAUCCAGCUGUUCGAUCUUUAAAAGAAACGAUUGAGGAUUGUUGGGAUCAAGAUGCUGAGGCUCGACUCACUACUCUAUGUGUGGAAGAACGAAUCUUAGAAUUACCAGUUCUGUGGGAAAGAGAUAAAGCUGGACUCAAUGUUUCUACUGGUAUAAGUCCAGUCUCUAAUUUGUGCAAGUCCAAUUACCACAACAAAUCGAGCAUUGAUAGCGAUUUUGGUUCUGACAACUUGGAUGAUCGUCUGAUUACUCCGAGAGACAGAGUUAAUAGUCUUUCUGAAUGCACUACUGAAACUUUACUUUCUCCUUCUGAUGCUGUCAGCCAAACUAAUGAUAAAAACAAGUUACUGAGUAAUGAAUCAGCUAAUUUAAAAGUGACUUAUCCUUUGCAGCCUCAUCAGGGUCGUAAUCCGUGCCUUGCUCGGAAUCUGAUGCAGGAUCUACCUCGAGAAACUCCAGUCAUUGGCAAUGGCCUAAUUGAUUAUUCUUCCAAAUAUUCUUGUAAUAAGAAGAUUUCCUUUUCUGAUGGCGAUGCUAACAUUUUCAGCAUGCCUCCUGGUUUGGAGAGCAAUCUUAUUGCGAAUGAAUUCACUAACCAUUCCAACAGGGUAUGCAACCCUAUUCCAUUUGUCCAGAAUCCUAUGAACUUCACUAGUACCAUUCCUAAGCAAACCAAUUUGGUAGGCAACAAGCAAACUCAAGAAUUGUUGCUGAAAAAUGAAAAACGGUGGAAUCCUUUGAACAUUUUUGACAAGAAAUCUGCAAAGAGCAGUAUCAGGGCCAGCUUGAGAAUGCUUCUUGAUCGCAAGACUUCUAUCAGCAAUGGUAAUAUACCUGAGGAACAACAACCCCUGAAAACUUCAGGUAUCACUUCGCCCAUUUCACCUAGUGAGUCUGGUGACAAACAAGGACAGAUUAACCCCAAUGCUUUCUGGGCAUCACCUGAGAUAAAGGAAGGAGAGCAUGAUAGUUAUGGCACUCUGUGUACCAGCAAUUUAUCUGCUAGUGAUGGAAAUACUGUUAUGAAGUCAUAUGACCAUCAUUUACUUAAAGGUCAUGCCUUUCCUGUAAAUGAGGAAAGAUCGUUACCAGCUUUUAUGCCGAAUCAGGACAAUACACUUGGAGAAAAAACAAAACGUCCCACAACACUCCCAGUGCGCUCCCAUAAUGAUAAACAAGAUAUUGACCCAGACAUACUUGAUAUGUCUGAUUGUGAUAUUACAAAUGAAUUUGUCAAUGAUUCAGCACCUGUGCCAGAUAAUAAUGAAACCAAGCCUGCCUUGGUGCGUCGCAAGGGUAGCGGUGGUAAGAAAAAGGGUGUGAAGCGUGUAAAGACUCCUUUUGAGAUCAAAUGUAGAUUUUCUUUGUAUGAUGACAGAAUCAUGUCAUCUCAGGAACUCCCAUCAACUUGUGUAUCAAAAGAUUCGCAAGCACAGCUCGACAAAGCUAAAUUUUCUGCUUCCGUUCCUCUGAACAUGAACACACUAUGUUUGUCUCCUGCUACUACUACUGAGCAUACUGUCAUACAGAUAGAACCUCAAGCUAAAGAGAAGCAGAGAGUGAAUGGGUUGGUUUUGCCAGUAAACCAUGCUGGUCAUCAAAAUGUAGUGUCUCUGUGUGACAUUUAAUAUGCAAGUGAUACUCUUUAAAGUUUCUUUUACUAGUUCCAUCAUUUUUUUUAAUUAUUGCCUGUAUAUGUUAGUUACUUGUUUCAUGAUCUCCUUCUCAUGUGGGGAAUCAAUAUCUUCAGCUUGCCACCUAGCAUGGAGAAUAUUUUGAUCUUCAGCUUAUCCACUUACCAUUCCAAUAUGGUGGACACUGUACACUUUUGUAUAUUUUCAAAAAAGGCAUUCAUGGUAAUCUACAAUUGUUAUCAAUUUACCUAUAAUCCUUCACUAUAAUACAGAUUCCUUCCUCCAUUAUUUCAUAACCAUAUAAGUCUGUUCCUCCUCCAUAUAAAUUAAUCACACAUUUACUGCAUUUUUUUUUAAUUCUAAUUAUUUGUUAGCAAAUUAUUUCAAUAAUUUUUAUUCUCAUCAUUAAACAUUAUCUCAAUAUCAGGUACUUCACAGACAUUCCUGGGACUUGCAAGACCUGUACAGUAUCAUUAUAAAUUCUCCAUUCAGAAGUUCCUGUUUCAUUCUGGGAACAAUGCUUUUAUUUGGCCAUUUGAAACUGAAUAGUUUUUGUUUCAUGUCUAGAAUUCUUCCCUGAAGUGUAGAUAAAAUUUUCUGUUUUUUUAUUUUAUUUUGGUUACUUUUAAAUGCUUGGUUUAUAGUGUUGCUUAAUACUCUUAGGAUAGAUUGUCAGUGGUGUAGCCAAAAUGCAACAUUGUUAACUUUUGCUUUCAUGCAGUCGUAUCUUUCAAAUGAUCAGUCAUCAAUGUAUGUGCGUCGAAUAUAUUGGUUUUUAGACCGAAAACUUUUUAUAGUAAUUCAUCUCCAUUAAAUAUCAUUGCAAACUUACAAAAGAAAUAAGUCAUAAAAAAUUCUAAAAUUUGCAUGAUUUUAUUAAUUUUGUUAUUGUAUAUUUGGCCUGUUGUCAGCUGUGAAGUGGUAAUUGUUCUAUUAGAAUUGAACUUUUAAAAUAUUUAAAAAUUAAUUAUUUCUUGUCCCUUUUCUAGUUUCUCAUGUACAAAAUUCAUAUUGUAUAUAAGUAAUUAAGCAUGUUAAUAAUAAAUAUCUAAAUUUUUAAACAUUAUCAAUUAAUUUUGAUUAUUUAACAAAUUAAUGUUAUGUAUAAACUUAAAAAUACCGUAUUAGUAAAAAAAAAUUAUAGUCAAUCUAAUCUAUAUUGUCUGUCUAUAUAAAUUUAAUUUUUAUUAUUAAGAUCAUAAUAUUGUAUCAUCUAUAAACAGGAAUUAUUGAAGUUUAAUUUUCAUUCUUAUAAUAUUAAAUUUAUAAAAUUCAUCAUUUGAUUUAAACAUCUGUAUUGCAUUGGCUAUGCUGCUGAAAAUUCUUUUAGUUCAAUCAUACUAUUGUGCACCUCUAACAGUAUAAAUAGGAUUUUACCCUCUCAAAAUGUUUAAAAAUGAAGUAUUGACUAAGACAGUUAAUACUUGGUAUGGUGCUAUACUUUCCACAAUUGGAGAAAAUUUAGUAUAGUUUUAGGCUUGUAUUGCGUAGUUUUGGGAUUUUUUUUUCAAACAUUUUUCAUAAAAAUUAUAUGUGCCAAGAUUGUAAUAACUCAUCAAUGAAAAUUUCAGUAAUCUUCAACUGGAAUUUAGAAUUAUUCAUUGCUUUUUACUUGUAAGAAAAGCUGUUUGUGAUUGUAGUAAUUGGCUCGGAUUUUUGGUGCUACAAAACAUUUUGUGUAAUUUCUGGAGUUUCGAUAGUCUGAAUAUAAUCAGAUCUUUGCUACUAUUUGAAAAGUAGUAGCAGUGUAAGUCUUAAUAUGAUUCAGUGUAUAUCAACUAAAAAAAAUGUACCAUCUCUUUUGAAGAUCAUCUUAAUUUUAGAUUGUAUCAUUACCUAAAAUUUCUUGAAUUAUGAGAUUUUUCAACUGUUUAAUACUAGAUUUUUGCCUGUAUGGAAAUGUGCUCCUUGCAACAAUAUAAUUUAGAGAUUUUGAUCACUCCCUCAAGUCAUCAAUAAACUGAAAAGAUGCUAUUAAUUUUGUUUGUUAUUUUUAUGGAGUAAUUAACUACACUUUUUUUUUUUUUUUUUGUCAUUAAAAAUAUAUGGAAGAAUGACGUUUUUAUAAAUAUCUAUGUGUUAUUGAGAUUUUACUUUAUGAAUAACUUUCAAAAAUGUAAAAAUUGUAUAAAUUUUUUUUUUUUUUAUUGUAUAGAGUGAUGUAGAUGUUUUUAUUUUACAUUUUGAAGCUUGUUCUAUUUAGUUUAAUCAUCAUUUCACAUUACUGUAUGAAAUUAGUUAUCUAUACAUGCAUGUAAAUAAAAUUAUAUAUUGUAGUUUAUCUAAAAUAUGUUUUUUUUUCUGAAUUUUUAAUUAUUCAAGUUUAUAAUCUAAAAUGUUGAUGGCCAUGUCUUGUGUUAGCUGUGGUUUAAUGAUAAUUACUAAAAAUCAAAUGAAAUUUUAUAACUUGGACUUUUUAUAAUUUCUGAACAAAAAAUUUUCUAGCAUUUUUCAUGUUAGAAGAUGUAAGAUUUUAGCUUGAUGUUGUAAAAUUUACCUCACUGAGAGUGAGAUAAACUAUUUUUGUUAUGGUUUUUCUAUUUAUAUGGAAAGAAAUUAGCGAUACUGGCAAAAUAAGACUCUCGCUGAUUGUUUCUUCCUUCUCUUUUAACCUUAAUGUUUUUCACAACUUGCAUCUAGAUGUUCAAAGAAUGUUCAGUGUUUGUAUAGUUCAUAUGUAGUUUCAUAGUGUUGUGAUAAAAUUCUUAAUUGUACAAAAAUGCUGCAUUUUUUCCCUCCAUGUUUGGUCACAGCUGAAUUUUUAAUUUUAAAAAAUCCAUUUCCUUAUCUUACUUUUUUAAAGAGAAAUCUUUAUAUGAAAUCAUCACAUGUGAAUAUUGCAUAAAACUUUUAUAUUUGUAGUUGCAAUAAAGAUGAAUAGUUUAAUCUAAGUAAAUUACAUUUGAGAAUAAAAAAAAAAAUAUUUACUGAGAAAUUCUGAGUUUUUGAAAAGCACAAGGACCUUUUUUUCCCAAUAGAGAAAAUAAUAUUGCUUUAAAUGUUUUCAAAUUAAUGAAGAAAUUCUCUUUUGUUAACAUUUUUGCAAUGUAAUUUGUUUUAAAGAUCAUAAUUGUAUUUUACAUUUAAAUUGACAACCUUUUUUUAUUUUUAUAUAUAUUUAAAAGAUAUAUUUAAUUAUUGAUGUGUAUACUCUAAUCUUCAAAAGUGCUAUUUUCAUUCAUUUUAUAUGGUAUAAGCAGUAAAAAUUUUAAAAUAAAAUUUCAUGUAUAAACUCCCUGUAAUCUAAUGUGAAACAUAAAAUAUGUACUUGUCAGAUUUGUCUUGAAUUAGAAAAAGAAUAGAAAAUUUUUUCUAAAUAAUAGUUAUGUAAUCCAUACAGACAUGACAGAUUUAUCUGGAUUUCAGCAUCUUUGAAAUUGAAAUUUAUCACUCUUGAGAUUAAUUUUCUUUUAUGUAAUAAUUCUAAAAUGUUUUUAAUACCUCAUACACUUGUUGCCUACAUUUAUUCAUUUUAUUGUUUUAACAACCAUACUUAUUUUAUUUAUUCCAAGUCAUGUCUGUCUAUAUUUAUCAAUUUUUUUUUUUUGAUUUAAAGCUUAAAAAAGAAUGCAUGAAGAACAAAUUUGGGAUAAGUAAUCAUAAUAAGUAAAAUUUGUCGUGAUUCUUGCAUGUAAUCUACUUAAAUCCCAUUGAAGUCAAUUUAGCUGUGACUAAAUUUAUUUUUGUAGUUUCUUGUUUUCUCUUACACAACCAUACUGUUAUAGUGAUAUUGUUCUUUUUUUUUUUUUUUUUUUUUAAAGUUAUCAUAGAUAGUUAAUCUCUUGAAACGGUUUCAUUGUCUUUUUACUCGUGUAUUAUUCAUCUGAAUGUUUUUCUCAUUCUUAUCUUGCAACCAAUCUAUAAUAAAACGCACAAUAUAAAUCAGUAUGAUGUUUUCAUGUUAGUUACUUGCCCGAUUUCACCAGCUUGAGAUAUUUAUAGUAGUACAAAUGAAUGCUCAUCUGGAUAUUUUCAUUUAUUAUGUAAAAAGUUACAAUAAUCUGUAGUGUUUGUGAAAGUAGCCCAUUGCUUGUUAUUUUCUUUUCUUUUCACUGUAUACAGUCAUUUGAACAAAAUGUUACCAUUACAGCUAAACCAUGUACUUGUUCACUAGAAUAAACUCAAUCUUAAUUUGA